CUAAAACCAAUCAUUCGUCGCGCGACUCUCAAUGAGAGCGGUCUAAGUUCUGAUUCUCGAGUAGCUGCAUGCUGUGAGAUUGCAGUCGCAUUUGUUUUCAUAAAUAUUUAGUGUUCCGGAAGGGCUCCGCCACCUUCGCCAUGUGCCAACUGCAUCUACUCGGUUUCCUGAUCACCAUACUGCAGAUCUGCUAUAUAAGUGCUCAACACGUGCCUUACGUAGCCUGUCCUGGUAUUUUUCGCUAUCUCGAGUACCAGAACGAGUACAUAGGACACUUGCAACUCGUUCUGGAUAAUAGGAACGCGGAAAACGAAGUUCGCAUAGAGCUUUCCCAGCGUGGAGGCAGAGCCCCGCCCACUCCCGGUAUGUUUAACUUCCUGGAGGACGAGGAAUCUCUGCAUUACCGCUUGAGAAACGAAGAGCCCAUCAACUUCCGAAUCGACUUUCCUACGUCGGGGGUAGUGCCCAAACUUACCAAGGUUUCGGUGAAUGGAAAUGUUGUGUGCCAGGCUGCAGAAUUUGGACCGCCCAGCAUUAAGCUAAAGCUCUCGCGAACUCUGCGAACAAGUAUUCCCUUGGCAGCUCUUCCGCCACCCCAGCGAUCCGAUCCGCCACAGUGGUCCCGGAAUCCUCCGAGGAACAUUACGGCGGUCUAUGAGCAAGAGGAACCUCCUCAGAGAAGGCAGCCACCCGCCCAGCCUCCUCAAAGGAAUAUUGGAGUGUAUGACGAAAGGGAGCCACCUCAGAGUAGCCGCCCUCAGCCAACUCCGCCUCCUCCUCCCAAGCAGCGACCCCAAGAAGUGCCAGCCAGACCAUCGCCGCCCUUGGUCCCGCCUGUACAAUCGUUUCCGUACCAAACAAUUGGACAACUUAAUGGCAUCUGUGGGCGGGAGAAGACCAUCCAGACGCCCUUCAUCCACGGUGGCAACGAGGUGGAGCGGGGACAGCUGCCCUGGAUGACGGCCCUCUUCGAGCAGGUGGGCAAGGACUACAACUUCCUGUGCGGUGCCACCCUGAUCUCGGCCAGAACUGUUAUCUCUGCUGCCCAUUGCUUCCGCUUCGGCAGUAGGAAUUUACGAGCUGAAAGGACUACUGUUUCGCUGGGUCGGAACUCCCUGGAUUUGUUUGGACCUGGAUUUACUAGUGGUGUAUCGCAGCUUUUGCUCCAUGAGCAGUACAAUCCCAGUGUAUAUACCGAUGCCGACUUGGCUCUGCUGCAGUUGACUGACCGACCUGUAUUCGAUGACUACAUCAAGCCCAUCUGCUUGUGGAACGAAAACUAUCUGCUGGAUUUGCCCUCUGGGUACAAGUCAUAUGUGGCGGGUUGGGGCGAGGACGAAAAGGGCAACCGGAACACGCGGCGGGCCAAGAUGACCGACACAGACAUCAUCACCGCCUCGGAGUGCCGGGGAAACCUCUCCGCGGAGAACGCCCACUUCAUCACCUCGCACACGAUCUGCGCCAGCAAUGCCCUGGCCUCGGGACCCUGCAGCGGAGACUCCGGCGGCGGACUGAUGCUCCAGGAGCAGGACAUCUGGAUGCUGCGCGGCGUCGUCUCCGCCGGACAGCGGAUGACCAACCGGUGCAACCUCACGCUGCCCGUCAUCUACACGGACGUGGCCAAGCACAUCGACUGGCUGCUCAAAAGCAUGUGGUUCUGAGGGAUUGCUGGGGAUUUAGUUGAAUUGUGUGCCAAAAUAAAUGAUAACUUCAUAAGCUUCUAACAAACAAGAGAAAUUCAGAGUUAUUAAAGGAAAGAUAUUGAGAUUAACUUUAAA
Messenger RNA from Drosophila biarmipes, 1778 nucleotides. Its product is annotated as serine protease gd. Lineage: Eukaryota; Metazoa; Arthropoda; Insecta; Diptera; Drosophilidae. The coding region runs from base 141 to 1661 and encodes 506 amino acids. The transcript has 4 exons. Gene Ontology annotation, molecular function: serine-type endopeptidase activity. The record is from RefSeq and is a predicted model, not a curated record. Gene Ontology annotation, biological process: proteolysis.